AUGAACCACCGCAUCACCACAACAGCCCUCCGACUGAGACCAUCCCCAUUCUUCCUGACAAGACCUAGACUCCUCGGCACAACAACCCCCAAAAUGUCCAACAACCUCCCCACCCCCUCCUCCUGCUACGCAGACUUCUGCCUCAUCCCCAUCGGCACCCCCACGCCCUCGGUCGCAAAAGAAGUCGCCUCGGUCCAGUCCCUGAUCAGGGACUCGGGCAUAAAACACACAAUGCACUCCGCCGGCACCACCCUCGAGGGCUCCUGGGACGACGUCUUUAGAGUCAUCGGCCAGGCCCACUCCCUUGUCCACCAGAGCGGCAUCGUGCGCGUCCAGACUAGUUUGAGGGUUGGGACGAGAACGGAUAAGAAGCAGACUGCAGAGGAAAAGGUCAAACGAGUGGAGGAUAUUCUCGCUGCUGGGAAGGAGUAA
This is a messenger RNA of Podospora anserina S mat+, 432 nucleotides long. RefSeq lists its product as uncharacterized. The transcript has 2 exons. NCBI's taxonomy places the organism in Eukaryota, Fungi, Ascomycota, Sordariomycetes, Sordariales, Podosporaceae. Bases 1 to 432 code for a protein of 143 amino acids. Gene Ontology annotation, cellular component: cytosol. The record is from RefSeq and is a predicted model, not a curated record.